Cuscuta campestris is the source of this 4788-nucleotide messenger RNA. NCBI's taxonomy places the organism in Eukaryota, Viridiplantae, Streptophyta, Magnoliopsida, Solanales, Convolvulaceae. The record is from the annotation of a GenBank genome assembly.
CGCCAUCUGAUCGGGUUAAUCCCAUCGUUGGUGCUUCCAUUGAGAGAUAUACUGUGAGAUAAGGCUGUGAGAUUAUGGCCGGACGAAGGACGAGACGUAACCCUGCUGCUUCCGCCCAAUCGACGGUAAGGAGUGACAACCCAGAACAGGGUAUGAUAGUUCCUGUCAAUGGGUUGGAAACGGCACUAAAUAAUGUGGCCAACAUGAUGGCUAACAUUAUGGAGCGAUUGGAUAAAGCUCUUCCGGGUCCAUCCGGUACCCGGGACAUCCCUACUGGGCAACCUCGCCAGGUCCUGCGUACUGCGAGUUCUCCUAUCCUCCAGGAGCUCCAUGAUCCGGAGGAGGUUGAAAGGGAGAGGCAAGCCAUUGACAGACGCCGGGCGGAGGAGUUGGCCCGGAAUAACAAGGUGAAUGAAGGCCGGGCUAAGGAUGCAAGCCGGAUCAUCUGUGAUGGUAACGAAAACCCGCGGGGAUCUGUCUUUGAAAGGAUAUCUCGCCAGAAAGCUCACGUUAGUGAGAGGCUGGGGAAGAAUCCGGAAAAGGCAACCCAGGGUUGGAUACGACCCCAGGCAAGCCAGGUGGCAUCAUCUAAUCGUGAACCACGGCAGCGAAAUGGCCGUGGUGCGAGCCAAGUGCUGGUCUGGUCAUUGAGGAAUCUGGAGGAGGACGAGGUUCAAAGCCAAGCCGGGGUCCCGGCACCACGGCGUUUGGGACCGCCGAUGCCGGAAGCCGGUGAGUUCCAGGAUCUGAGGCAGCAGAUCCAGGAAAUGCAGAAGAAGAUUAACAAGGGUCGAGUAUUCACUACCCUUGACAGCAAGGUCGCGGAUUGGGUCAACCAUGUCCCUGCCGGAUCCAUCCGGACGUGGGAUGAAUUGGGACUACGGUUCUUAGAGCAUUUCGCCGGGAACUGCCGUCCCAAGAAGCAUUUCACUCACUUGGCUUCAGUACGGCAGAAGCAUGGAGAAUCCUUGAAGAAUUUCCUUAUCCGAUGGAGGAAAGAGUCCAGGGAGGUUGAAGGAACCGAUGAUAAAUCCAGGUUGGCUAUGUUCACGGCAGCAUUACAGGAUGGGCUCCUUCACACCGAUCUCACUACUCAUCCCCCGGAUACUUUUGAAGAAGCGAUGGUCCGGGCGGGGAGGUACGUGACCCUGGAAGAAAGAAAGGAGGAGAAGAAAGAAAAGACUCCUAAAGAAGAAGAGAAGACGGGGAAUAAGAAGCCGUUUAAAAAUAAGAAGCAGGGCUUCCCGGAUGGCCCAAAGGGCGCAAGUCCUGGGACCUCGGAGAAGCAUAAAUCUGCCAACCCGAAGGUCUGCAAUGUGGAAGACACUGGAAAAUGGUGCGCCUACCAUCGCAAGAAUGACCACAACACGGAAGAUUGCUAUACUCUGAAGAAUGAGAUGGCAAGGCUAAUCCACCGGGGUCAUCUGAAGAAAUUCGUACAAGAUGGCGAUGCAGGGAAUCCCGGGAAUGCUCAAAAUGGAAAGCGCCGAGAUAAAGAAGUGGCCCAAGCUGAGGCCCGGGAGAAACGCCACAUCGGGCUUGAAGACGAAGAGGAAGAUUCGGAACGCGCACCGCAUCGCCAGAAGAGACACCAUGGGUGUAACUUCAUUAUUGGAGGGAAUACUGGCGGGGAUUCAGCCACCAGCCGGAAAAAAUGGGCUAACGCGGCGAUGGUCAACAAGGUGCUGGUCCUAGAAGGUAAGAAGCUGAAAACUGAGCCAAUUGUAUUUUCUAAUGCUGAUCUUCCAGAGACAGGGGUCCCUCAUAGGGACGCCCUAGUAAUUACUAUUGAUAUAAUGGACUUACUGAUCCACAAAACCCCUGUGGAUACAGGAAGCUCCAUUAAUAUCAUGUAUAUGGAUACAUACAAGGCUCUGGGUUUGACAAGAGAUGAAUUAUCACCCAUCAAGACUCCACUGACCGGGUUCACUGGUGACUCUAUUGAACCAGAGGGGGUAAUAACCCUCUCGGUUGAGAUAGGGGAUACUAAGGCUACCCGGAAGCUGGACAUGGAAUUUAUCGUGGUAGGGAUAAUCUCCAGCACGAACAGUAUCUUGGGCAGACCCGGAUUGGAAGAUUUAGAGUGUGUUAUCUCACCUCGUCACCUGUGCAUAAAAUUCCCAACCCCCCAUAGAGUUGGAAUUGCCAGGGGAUCUCAGAGAGUAUCCCGGGCAUGGUAUUUGAAAGCAGCCAAACAGCCGGUCAAGUACGAUACCCAAGUAGGAGAAGUGACUGCGCAACUCUUGAGGGCUGAGGAAAAACGUCCCAGAGUAGAAGUGGCUGGCGACAUUGAAGAAGUGGAAUUGGAGCCAGGCACGCUGGGAAGGUUGGUCAGGAUUGGCAAGGACCUGGGGGCUGAACUCAGAUCACGAGUGAUCUCAGUCCUUAGAAGGUUCAGAAGGGUCUUUGCGUGGAGUCCAGCUGAUAUGCCAUGGCUGGAUCACAAGAUAGCAGUUCAUCGCCUAAAUGUCCUGCCCGAUGCUAAACGAGUGAAGCAGAAACAAAGGCAUUUAUCACAGGAAAGAAGAGAUUUUGUAAAGAAGGAGGUAGCAACCCUGCAGAGCAUUGGGCAUAUCCAGGAGGCUCACCGGAUUAUUGUGCUCACCAAUGAGCCUUUGGCGUCACUUACUCGAAGCCCGGCGGCAUCUGCCCGGAUGACCAAGUGGGCGGUCUUUAUCAGUCAGUACAACGUGGAAUUCAGGCCGCGCCCAUCCAUCAAGGGGCAAGCACUCGCCGACUUUCAAGUCAAGUGCACCGCUAGAGAAAUGACAAGAGCCCAAGUUGAAACCCGGGUGGAGAAGGACUGGUGGAUAAUGAGCAUCGAUGGAUCUUCUGGGUCUCGAUCUUGCGGAGCAGGUAUCGUCUUGAUCACCCCAGAAAAUUUCCGGGUUUAUUACGCUAUCAGAUUUCAGUUCCGCGUGUCCAAUAAUGAAGCCGAAUAUGAGGCCCUGAUCAAUGGAUUGAAGAUUCUUAGUAAGAUGGGAGUAUCCAGGGUUCAGGUCUACAGCGACUCCCGACUAGUGGUGGGACAAAUCACAGGGGAAUUUGAAGCAAAGGAAGAAAGGAUGAAGAAGUAUCGGGACUUGUCCUUAAAGAUGUUGGGGAGGUUUGAGUUUAAGCUUGAACAUAUACCCCGGGCCCAGAAAGCAGAGGCCGAUGUUCUAUCCAAGCUCAGCGUAGAAUCACCGGAAUACAUAAGCAAAUUAGCAACUGUCGAAGAGCUGGUAACCCCGAGUCUUAGCAACAGUGAAGUGAUCUGGGUAUCAGCUGACCCCCCGGAAUGGCUGGACCGGUUGGCCAAAUAUAUUGAGGACGGUGAAGCCCUGGAGGAUCCCCAAGAAGCAUGUCUAUUACGAAUGAGGGCACCAACCUACAAGGUGCAGGAUGGAGUCCUCUAUAAGCGGUCUUACAAUGGUGUUCUACUCCGUUGCCUCAAAGCAGCAGAGGCAAAGGCACUGAUGGAAGAAAUACACGAAGGAGUAUGUGCUGCACAUCAGGGUCCUUAUUCCAUUUCUAGAAGGGCUAUCAUCCAGGGAUACUUCUGGCCAACAAUGAGGAAGGAUUGCGAAGAGUAUGUACGUAAGUGCCCGACCUGCCAGCAAUUCCAGAAUAUACCCGGGAGGCCAGCCACGAACUACACGCCCAUCAGCUCCGUGAUUCCCUUCUCAAGAUGGGGGAUUGAUCUUUUGGGAGCCCUGCCAAAAGGGGCAGGGCAAGCAAGGUGGAUUGUGGUGGCGAUAGAUUAUUUCAAGAAGUGGGUGGAAGCUAAGCCACUUGCAGGGAUCACCGGAAGGCAGAUGAUCGACUUUGUCGGAGCCAAUAUACUCUGCAGGUUUGGGGUCCCAAAGCAGAUCAUAUCCGAUAAUGGAACCCAGUUUGAGGAAGCAGAGUUUCAAGACUUUCUCAAAACCUGGGGAAUUCAGCACACGAAGGUGUCUGUUGCGUACCCACAUGCUAAUGGACAAGUGGAGAACGUCAACAGAACAAUCAUAGACGGAAUAAAGAAGAAGCUACUUUCAGAAGGAAGCAAAUCGGUAGAUGAACUACCCAGAAUCCUGUGGACAUACACGACGACUCCAAGGAGAGCCACGGGUGACACUCCUUUUGGCUUGGCUUAUGGUUUUGAAGCCCGAGCUCCCGCUGAGGUAGUAAUCCCCACCAGGAGAGAAAUGAAAUAUGACCCAGAGGUGAACGAACAGAAUCAGGCCGUAGAGCUGAAUUUCGUAGAAGAACGAAGGGAUGAAGCACGGAUCCGGGCAGAGAACUAUCGUCGCCAGGUUAAAUCUUACUUUGAUAGCAAGGUGAAACCGAGGCCAUUCCAGGUAGGGGAUUAUGUUCUGAGGAAACGAGAGAAAAGUCAACCAACUAAGGGUGGGAAGCUGGCUAAGAAGUAUGAAGGACCUUAUAUCAUCAAGGCCGUUGUUCGCCCAGGUACCUACAAGUUGGUGACUCCCAAGGGAAAAGAAAUUGAUAGGACAUGGAAUGUAGAGCACUUGGUCAAAUUUUAUCAGUGAAUCAUUUUGUAAAAACGCUCUAUUUUUCAAUUUAAGAUGCUUGUUUCAGUAAAACUUUUCUUUUAAUGCCAAGUGCCUUUGCAAUUUCAUUGUUCUAUAGAUUUCUUAAAAAAAAAGGGGGGGGGGGAAAGCACCCCCGGGCGAUAUAGACCCGCAUUACAGGGAGGUAGAAAAGUUUAUGCCACCUGCUAAAAAUAGGGGAGGUAGAUAAGUUUAUGCCCCCCGGAGGUAGAGAAGUUUAUGCCUCCGACAAAAAUGAAGGAAGGGUUGGGAU